AGAGAAGACAAAAAUAAUGUUUCUUGCUUUUUUUACAAACGGAAGAGAAUAAUUAUAAUAUUGCACUUAUGAAAUGUGAAUACUAGAAAUGGCAAAAUUGUUACUAAUUAUAUUCAGUAUCAUCGGUACUUUUUGGCAAACAAUUGGGAUAAAUAAAUAUAAUGAUUACACUCUCAUACAAAUCACUCCAUACGACAAAAAGCAACUGAAGACAUUGAUGAUGCUCACCAAUUCAGAUGACGUGGACAUAAUGAAGCACAGUCAUGGUUUAAACGACACUGCUGAUUUAUUAGUGUCCCCAAGAGAUCGAAGAAAUGUGGAAAAGUUUGCAAAGUUGAGGGGAAUGGGCGUUAAACGUAUAGAUCAUUAUGGCAGAUAUUUUGAUAAGGAGGUAGCAGUAAUAAGAAAACAUGACCAAUAUCUGUCCGCAAAAUAUAAUUCUUAUGAAGCUAUAUCGAAGCAUUUAAAAACUCUAUCAAAAGAGAACCGCCGGUAUGUGAAACUACAAAAUCUUGGCAGGAGCUACGAACGUCGAAUGGUGACCUUGGUAAAAAUCUCCGCGAAUUUUGGGGCUCGGAAUCCUAUAAUAUUUCUUGAUGCAGGUGCGCAUGCAAGAGAGUGGGCAAGCCCAGCAUUUGCGACGUACGUAAUAGACCAGCUAGUGGUGGCGGCAAAGAAACCUAAUCAGGAAGAGCUUCACGGCGUGGAUUGGUACAUACUGCCGGUGGUCAACCCUGAUGGCUAUGAGUUCACGAGAUCGGACCCUGACAAUCGUAUGUGGAGAAAAACAAGAUCGAAAACUUGGAGAAAAGAGUGCCACGGAGUAGACAUCAACAGGAACUACGAUUUCAUGUGGGGCUACCGUGGUGCUUCCUUCGACCCUUGCAACUUCCAAACAUAUGCCGGCGAAAAGGCCUUCUCUGAACGCGAAACACGUCUAGUUCGCAAAGUAAUGGAGGCUAACAAACGAAUCAAGCUCUAUAUAUCCAUACACUCAUACGGGGAGUACUUGAUCCAUCCUUGGGGCUAUACGGGGACCAUUCUGCCAGAUGAAUGGGAGAAGUUGCAUCGAUUAGCACAAGUAUAUUCAAAAGCUGUGGUACAAGCAGGAGGGCGGCCGUUUAAGAUCAUGAGCGCGGGACAGUGGUACCCGGCCGCCGGAGGCAGUGAUGACUACGCCUUCGCAAUAGUAAAGAUUCCAUAUGCGUACACUUUGGAGAUUACUAACGGCUACCAAUUUAACUACCCGGAACGGCUUUUGGGCACUGUCCUGCCACAAUAUUAUGAGGGUUUGAAAGCUAUGGCAGAAGAAAUUAAACGCGAAUUUUCGAAAAAAGGCUGAAAGAUAAUUAAUUUUGCAUUUUUAAUUCUU
This is a messenger RNA of Leguminivora glycinivorella, 1372 nucleotides long. Its product is annotated as carboxypeptidase B-like. Gene Ontology annotation, biological process: proteolysis. The record is from RefSeq and is a predicted model, not a curated record. Gene Ontology annotation, molecular function: metallocarboxypeptidase activity; zinc ion binding. NCBI's taxonomy places the organism in Eukaryota, Metazoa, Arthropoda, Insecta, Lepidoptera, Tortricidae. The transcript has 7 exons. Bases 89 to 1342 code for a protein of 417 amino acids.